Molecule: messenger RNA, 1675 nt
Organism: Serpula lacrymans var. lacrymans S7.9
Lineage: Eukaryota; Fungi; Basidiomycota; Agaricomycetes; Boletales; Serpulaceae
Exons: 6
Coding region: 49-1545 (498 amino acids)
Biological process (GO): 'de novo' pyrimidine nucleobase biosynthetic process; pyrimidine ribonucleotide biosynthetic process
Cellular component (GO): cytoplasm; mitochondrial inner membrane
Molecular function (GO): dihydroorotate dehydrogenase activity
Source: RefSeq, a predicted model, not a curated record
GUGGUCCAAACAGUGAAUUUAUCUAGGCGCAGUUUGCUGAACAUAGGCAUGCUACGCCUUCGCCCAAAGAAGUUGCCUAUCCUUGGACAUCCUUCGCGCCCUUCUACGUCUCUUACAUUUAGUCGCCGUAGUCUUUUCACCAAAUCUACGGGUCCCACCCAGUCGCCUCUUCGUACUGCACUUUACACUACAGUUUUCGCUCUCUCGACUGGCUUGUUUGCCGUUUACUAUUUUGAUGCGCGUUCGGCAUUGCACAGAUAUGUGCUGACACCAGUAUUAAGAUAUGCUCUUGAUGCUGAGACAGGUCAUAAGGUCGCCGUCAAGGUAUUGAGAAGCGGGUUGGGCCCACGUGACCCCAUUAGAGAUGAGGACAGGCUCAGAGCAGAGAUAUGGGGACAAGAAAUAUCGAAUCCAAUUGGAUUAGCUGCUGGAUUCGACAAAGAUGCAGAGGCUGUGGACGGUCUGCUCGAUCUUGGAUUUAGCUGGGUUGAGAUUGGGAGCGUUACACCAAAGCCUCAGCCAGGAAACCCCCGUCCACGUGUUUUCCACCUUCCUAACGACGCUGCUCUGAUUAAUCGUUACGGAUUCCCAUCGCAAGGCGCGGCGUCCGUGCUGGCUCGUCUACGUGCGCGUAUACCCACGUUUUAUGAACCAGACGCAACUUCAACCGCUGCACUCCGCCCUGGUGCCGUUCUCGCUGUUAACCUCGGUAAAAACAAGACAUCUGCAGCUGAAUCAGUGGACGACUUUGUUACCGGUGUAAAAACUUUUGGCUCCUAUUCUGACGUGCUGGUCGUUAACGUCUCAAGUCCAAAUACGCCUGGUCUACGUGGCCUACAAAAUCGAGAUUUACUAGAGUCUUUACUAUCCGAAGCUGCAAAAGCGCGGGACGAGCUUCCACCGUCUCCCCUUACCUUGCGUCGGCCAAAGCUUGUGCUAAAGCUUGCCCCUGACCUUGAGGAAUCUCAGAUUAUUGACAUUGCAGAUGUUAUUCGCCAUAGCAAAAUAGACGGGGUGAUUGUCAGUAAUACAACAAUCCAGAGACCUUCCAGUCUUACGGACCCCAACAAGCUUGAAACAGGAGGCCUUUCUGGUGUUCCACUUAAACCUCACUCUCUACGUGCGCUCCGAACCCUGCGUACACACCUUCCUGCUAGCGUUCCGCUUAUAGGAUGCGGAGGCAUUUCCAGCGGUGCAGACGCGCUCGAAUUUGCGCAAGCGGGAGCUUCACUUGUCCAGGUAUAUACUGGUUUUGGCUACGAUGGUGCAGGUGCCUGCAGGCGUAUUAAAGACGAGCUUUCGAGAGCACUUGAAGCAGAGGGGAAGACAUGGGGCGAAGUGGUGAAUCAGGCCGUGGAGGAUCUGAGUUUAAAGGAACCUAAACCAGUCAUGCAAGUAGAAAGAGGGGAGGCCUCGAUCAAGAAUUUGAUUCAAGAAGCGGAGGAACUGAAGUCGGUUUUAGACCGACUGGGAGAUAGAAUAGGGGCUGAGGAAGAUAAAUUAGGCUCUGAGAGCGGUCAGGCGAUGUUGACUGUUAUUUCAUGAUAGAUAACAGAGAAUCAUUCGGGACCCCGUUUAGCGUGGCGCGACUACCAGUACGCACGCUGAUUAUUUAUCAUAGUUCAAGAUGAACAAGCUUAACUUCCUACCCAAAUGGAUACAAUCACACCUCAAA